AUUUUAAAUAUUUAACCCCAAUUAUUAUUAUAGAGCUGGCUCGAGCCAGCAACUGGCAGAAAGCUCUCUGUUCUUGAGCUAAAGUAAAUCAAGCGCAGCAAGCAAGAAGCCAUGGAUAAGUCUCUUCCUCUCCAUCUCUGCCAUGUCAACAACUUCUCCAUAAUCAUCAAUAGGUCAUAUGCAAUCCUCCACUCGAUAGCUAUCGCUUUCUUGAUAUACUACAGGGUUUCUUUCCUUUCCCAGGAAACCAAAAACAGAACCAUACCCACACUUCCAUGGCUUCUAAUCUUUACCUCCGAGUUGCUGCUCUCUUUAGCCUGGCUCCUAAAACAGGCUUAUCGUUGGCGUCCUGUUUCUCGGACUGUGUUUCCAGAAAGGUUGCCAGGCGAUGAUAAACUCCCAGCCAUUGAUGUGUUUAUUUGCACUGCGGAUCCAAACAAGGAGCCGACUGUGGAGGUCAUGAACACUGUGAUAUCAGCUAUGGCGCUAGAUUAUCCACCGGAAAAGCUUCAUGUUUAUCUUUCUGACGAUGGUGGUUCCGAUGUAACUUUGCUUGGGGCGAAGGAGGCUUGGAACUUUGCAAGGUCGUGGCUUCCAUUUUGUAGGAGAUAUAGUAUCAAGACAAGCUGCCCUGAGGCUUAUUUUUCAGGACCCAAAGAUGACCAUGGUGACUUCCAGUGUUCUGAGUUCAAGGCAGAGUGGCAAAAGAUUGAGGAGAAAUAUGAGAUGUUCAAGGAACGGGUAAAGAGAGUUCGAGAAGAACAUUGUAAUGUAGCGGAAGCAGCUGCUGCCACUACCAAAAGUCGUGAUCACCCAGCUGUUAUUGAGGUUAUUCAAGACUAUUCCAAUGAGGAAUUGCAAGAAGAUAAAGUUAAAAUGCCUCUCCUUGUUUAUGUUUCUCGUGAGAAAAGGCCUUCUCAUCAUCAUAAUUUCAAGGCUGGAGCCCUCAACGUCCUUCUUAGGGUUUCGGCGAUGAUGAGCAAUUCCCCUUAUAUUCUGGUGCUUGAUUGUGACAUGUACUGCAAUGACCCAACUUCAGCUAGGCAAGCGAUGUGUUAUCAUUUUGAUCCUGAGAUGUCUCCUUCACUAGCAUUUGUACAAUUCCCUCAAACAUUUCGGAACAUUAGUGAAGACGAUAUCUACGACAGCCAAAUUCGAUUUGUAUUCAAGAUACACUGGCACGGUUUAGAUGGGCUAAGAGGACCAGUUUUGUCCGGUACAAACUUUUAUAUAAAGAGGGAGGCAUUAUUGGGCAGUUUUAGUACGCAAGAAGGUACAGACCUUAGAGCACUUAAGAGAUCGUUUGGUCCAUCCAACGAGUUCAUUAAAGCCCUUGGUCAAGAUUACAAGCCUACUUUCAUCCAUGAUGGGGAAUCGUCAAGCAUGUUGCUGGAAGAGGCCAAAGUUUUAGCCUCUUGCUCCUACGAAAGUCAGACAACAUGGGGUACAAAGGUGGGUUUUAUGUAUUUUUGUGUUUUGGAAGAUUACUUCACAGGAUUUGUUUUACACCGCAAGGGCUGGAAAUCUGUCUAUCUUAGUCCGCCAAGGCCACAAUUCUUGGGAACUUCUACCACAAAUUUCAAUGACCUAUUGAUUCAGUGGACUAGAUGGUCAUCUGGAUUGGUUGAAGUUGCUAUCUCUAGGUUUUGCCCUCCCAUUUAUGCACCUCUAAGGAUGUCUUUGCUUCAGACCAUGUGCUAUGCAGAGCUUGCAUUUUUGCCUCUUCUUGCUUGCCUGCCUCUUUGGGGCUUUGCUCUUAUCCCUCAACUCUGUCUAUUGAACGGCAUUCCUUUGUAUCCAGAGGUUUCUGAUCCGAAUUUCAGCAUAUUUUUGUUCAUUUCCGUAUCUUCUCUUUCAAAAAGUUUAUACGAGGUUCUCAUUACCGGUGGACAAAUUCGGACAUGGAAAAAUGAAUGGAGGAUAUGGAUGAUAAAAGCAGUUACAAGUUUUUCCUAUGGAAGCUUGGAUGGUAUUUUGCAAAAGCUUGGCAUGAGGGCAGCUAGUUUCUUGCCUACCAAUAAAGUUACCGAUUAUGAACAAUUUAAGCUAUAUGAGAUGGGUGUAUUUGAUUUCCGGGCGGCAACCAUGUUUCUUGCGCCAUUGGUUACAAUAAUUCAAGUGAACAUUGCAUCAAUUGUUGGAGGUGUUGUUAGAAUUAUGGUUAUGGAGGAUAAUGAAGAUCAGUGGAAAAAUAUGAUUGGACAAAUCUUUCUCUCAUUUUACAUAUUAAUCACGAAUUAUGCUGUCAUUGAAGGGAUGAUAAUCAGAAAGGACAAGGCCAGUAUUCCAUUAUCUGUUACUUUGUUGUCUGCUGUAUUUUCAGUGAUUAUCUUGUCACUCGGAUCUUCCAUUCUGUGUUAAAAUUAUGGCAUUAUUAGGAAGAAAACUGCAUUGCUGCUUUCUGUAAGUUCAAUUAUUGAAGGGAUGAUGUUGUUCUUCUUCAUCACUCAAUUUAUAUAUUGUUGUAGUUUCAGUACUGAUGUUUUUGUCAACUGACCCUUGUUGAGAAUUUAAUAUAAACUGAAUCUUUAAUUGCAUACGUUUCAAAUUCCUGGUUUAUGAUCUUU
Messenger RNA from Durio zibethinus, 2567 nucleotides. Its product is annotated as quillaic acid 3-O-glycosyltransferase CSL1-like. Gene Ontology annotation, biological process: cellulose biosynthetic process. The record is from RefSeq and is a predicted model, not a curated record. Lineage: Eukaryota; Viridiplantae; Streptophyta; Magnoliopsida; Malvales; Malvaceae. Gene Ontology annotation, cellular component: membrane. Gene Ontology annotation, molecular function: cellulose synthase (UDP-forming) activity.